This is a messenger RNA of Lodderomyces oxycetoniae, 471 nucleotides long. RefSeq lists its product as uncharacterized. The transcript has a single exon. Gene Ontology annotation, biological process: protein modification by small protein removal. NCBI's taxonomy places the organism in Eukaryota, Fungi, Ascomycota, Pichiomycetes, Serinales, Debaryomycetaceae. The record is from RefSeq and is a predicted model, not a curated record. Gene Ontology annotation, molecular function: peptidase activity. Bases 1 to 471 code for a protein of 156 amino acids.
AUGUCUCAAGACGCCUCUAAGAUUCAAGUUUACGUAUACGAUUUAUCUCAUGGGUUAGCAAGACAACUUAGUCCUGUUAUAUUAGGUUUCCAAAUUGACGCCAUUUACCAUACUUCGGUAGUUGUUCGCGGCAAGGAAUAUUACCUCGAUCAAGGAAUACAAACAAUUCCUGUAAACUCAGUUGCCCAUCCCAAAUAUGGCCAACCUAUAGAGAUAAUCGAAGUGGGGGAGACGUUUGUUGACGAUAGUAUUCUACAAGAGUUUAUCAACGAUUUGAACAACCAUGAUGAGUUGAAAUACCAUGCAAUGAAGUAUGAUUUAUUCACAAAUAAUUGUAAUCACUUUACAAACACGUUAAUUGAGUUCCUUUGUGACUCGCAAUUGGAAGAGAGGAUUUUGAAAUUGCCUGAUUUGGUAUUAAACAGUCCCGCGGGGCAAAUGUUGAAACAGUUGAUUGAAAACAAUGCAUAA